CACGCAGGCAGCGCGCAGGCAGCGCGCAGGGGGCGCGGGCAGCGCUGCCGGCCCCGCGCCCGGCCCCGCCGGCCGCCCCGCGCCGCGGCGGCUGCGCGGCCGCGCUGCGGCGCCGCCGAUGCUGUCGGUGCCGGUGCCGGUGGCGGGCGCGGGGGCGGCGCGGGGCGCGGGCUCCCUGCCCCGCCGGCGCACCAUGUGCAGCGGCGUCGGCUGCUUCUGGGCGCUGCUCUCCGCCGGCCUCCUGGCCGCCUGCGCCGCCGCCUUCCUCUCCCCGGCCUGGCUGCUGCCGCCCGGCCGCGCUGCCGCCGGCUUCGGCUUGCUCUGGCGCUGCGCCGGGCCGCCCCGCGGCUGCCACGGCUCCGCCGGCCCCGGCGGCUUCGGAGACAUCCCCUCCGGCUCCUGGCAGACGAGCGCCGUGCUGUGUGCGGGCGGUUGUGCCCUGCUGGCCCUCAGCUCACUCCUGGCCAUCGUCGCCGUCCUGCUGCCUGGCGGAGCCUGCGAGAGACGAGUCUGCACCCUGGCUGGCUACAUGCAGACAGCGGCAGUGUUCAUAAUGGCUUCUGGGCUUCUGGUUUACCCUUUUGGUUUCAACUCUGCUACUGUGAAGAGAUUCUGUGAGAAUUCAGACAUCUACUAUGCAGGAGACUGCCAGAUUGGCUGGGGGUAUAUGCUGGCAAUUGUUGGGGUCAUGUUGUCUGUCUUUUUACCAUUCUUUGCAAAAUAUGCACCAAAAGAGCACAUAUCUCCAACUCCAAUACCUACUAUUUUAUAGUAUUUUAUUACUGUUAAAGAACAGAACAUUCCUGUCUACAGGCAAUGGGCAGAAAUUAUUAUAGCACUUCCAUUUAGCUGUAUUGCUAAAGAGAGAAGAGAGGAGCUGGGGAAGAGAAGGUCAGAUUCACAAAGACCAAAAGUGCAUUGCUAGUCUUCCGUAAGUAUGAGCAGCGAACACUCUGGAAUUGAAAUAACAUUAAUCAGCAGCCUUUAUACUGCUCUAAACAUAUAGUGGCAUAAUGCCUUAGACAAAAAAAAAAUCUGUUUAUCCUCAAAACAUCUGUCUACCUCCCAGUUUCUUUUGUGUCUCAAAAACGUCUUUUAAAAGCUUCAAUUCACUUUUUAUAUAUUAUUAAAUGUCAAAACUUUUAUGAACCCAAUAAUUUUAAAAUCAAUAAUGAUAUUUUGUUACAAUUAUUUUGAUUAGUGAAAAAGCACCUACUAGUAGCCACAGCCUAAAAUUAAGCUUGAUAUCUAAAAAGAAUCGUAUGCAAGGAAAAAGUUUCUUUUUAAUCUAUAUGUACUAGUAGUACCUGCAUAUUGUAAGUAAGUUGUCGGGACACUUUGUAAUACUGGUCUAAUCUUCAAGAUUUAGAGUCAUCUUCAUGAAGACUUGCAUCAAAUUUAGAUUACAUUUUUUCAGAGAGAGAGAGAGAGAGAGAGAGAGAGAGAGAGAGAGAUAUCUAACUACUUCCAAAGGCUUCAUGAUGAUUUAAUAACUUAACAGGGAAAAAAUUGCUAAGAAUUUGUUUUCUGUAUUUCUUAAAUUAUAAUUUUAGGUGGAUGUUUACAAAAUCAUUUGAACUAUUACAAGCAUAGAUUUGGCAUUUUGUUGUUUGUUUUUUAAGGCCAAAAAGGAAAAAAAAAAUCUCUGUUUAAAAAAAUGUAUGUGCCCGAUGACCCUUAUAUGUAGUUAUAACCCACGCCAGAAUGAACUAGAUUCUAAUAUUUCCAUUACUAUUAAGAGCCCGUUAUUUAAGAAAAAAAAAAAAAGAAAUGAAAUGCUACUGAACACGACUAACAAGAAUCUGAUGCCGUGUCAGAACUAGCCAAUGGCCAUAUUUCAUGAGUUUGUAUGUGAAAUUUGUGAAGUCUGAUUUCUACGAUAGCACUGAAUUCAUUACUAUCAAGCACUGAAAUAAGUGCACUUGAUUGCCUUAAGCAAAAGAAACAUUGGGUUCUAACCUCACCCCACUGUUAAGUUUUUCAUUUAAAAUAAAAAUUGAAUUCUAAUUCUAUUCUCAUCUUUUAUUUUCUAUUAUUUAUUAAAAAGGAAAUAAUCACAUAGAUUAUAUUUAAUUCAGAGCUGUACUUCUUAGUUUUGUAUUUUGGCACAAACCAAGUGAUCAAAUUUAUUAUUCUUCACUUAGCUGAGUCCAACUGAUUCCUGAAUUUUACUUUAUUUUUUUAUUGGAAAGUGUACAUGAAGGGACAGACAGAAACAUGUUGAGGAUGUAUAAGAAAAUGCAAACAGAUAGAACAAUCACUGCGUUAUUUUAAUAAAUGUCAAAGACUUCUGCAGUCUUGUUUACAUUCCUCACCCUUCUAAACUUCAAUGGAACGUUGCAUUGUUUUCCAAAAUAAUUGUCUGUUGUUAUAUUUUCGUGCACUCUAAAAGCAAAUUCUGCACGUAAACUUAGCGAAUUCCAUCACUAAUCUUUGAAAGUACAGAUUUCAAUGUAGAAAUAAGUACACUGAGAAAGAGCACGUGCUAUGCAUUUUUGCUCGCAGCGACUAAGGAAUUAAAUCAUCCAAAUAUUUAACAAAAUAGGUUGAAGGAAUGCCCCUAAAGUAAGAACAAUAAAUUUCAGUCACUUAUGUAUAGUAAUGUAGUUUUCAGUAAUGUCUUACACUUUUUUUCAUGAAUGGCUGAAAUGAGUAAUUUUCUUACAUGAGUCAGAAAAGUGAGGAAUAACAAACAACGUGUAAAAAGAAAAUCAUCACCGCAAAGAGGAGAGACAGAGAUGCAGGCUUUUCUUUCCUAACCAACCUGUGCCUUUACCCUAGAACCAUUAUACAAGACAGGAUCAAUAUGAUUAAAAAAAACCAAGCAACCAACAACUGAAAAAUGUUGAGUAAUGUGUAUAAACUGUAUUACGUAGGGUUUUUUCUGUUUUGUGUAAUGUUUACGACUGUUCACUCAAUGUUUCACUAGAAAAAGUGAUUUGUUAGUGUAAAGUAGAAAACUUUUUUUGCAAAGAUCUAAACACUUACUGAAAGUAAAAUUAUUUUAGAUUUUUAUUAACAGCCAUAACCUACCUAGUGGACACGAAUGACCUAUUCCUGUCAUUACUUAUUAACGUCACUUUCACAUGUGCAGAACUGGAACCAUCAUUCAGCUGAAAUCAGUAGGACUACAACAUUUGUGGGAUGUUGAUAACACGCACAGAUGCUUGCAGGUCUGGUCCCAUAUUUCAAACUACAAAGGAAGCUUGAGCUAUCUGUUACAGGGGACUCUUACAAUUUACAACACUGCUGUACCUUUACUUCCUAAAACUCAGCUUCUUCUGUUGCAAACAUCAUCAAGCUCUGAGUUAAGCUAAUGCCUCCAUUUGGAACUUUCUUUAAUAUUUUAUAAUAUAUAAAGGAAAUAAAAUAUAUGUAUAUGACUUCUACAACUCUCCUUGCAACAUUCACGCUCAGAACCAGCUUAGCACAGAAGGUAGAGAUGAUAAUGCAAGUGAUUCUCACAACAGCUAGUAAAGCAUAUACUUUAGAUCCUCAGCUGCAACAUUAGGGGGGUGUUGCUAACAAUACAUGUGCUAACACUGACAGAUCACUUUUUUAAAUAAAGACUGUCUGUGCGUUAAACUGUGUAAAAGCGUUUUCCUGUUACAAGUCAAAUGAUUUACUGGACCAGGUUCAAGUUUUAUUCUAAAUAUAUAAUUUUUUAAGUGUAACUAAAAGCUGUAUUUUCCAUUAAUGUGUUUCUGCAUUGACUAGCUGGCUCCUUUUUAGAAUAUUAACUGUUUUCUGUAUUUGACUUGUUGGAUACAAUAUUUCAAUUAUUUUAAAUGUGAACUUUCCAAUUGCCAACACUGUAUAAUAAAAUUAAAAAAAA
Grus americana (Whooping crane) is the source of this 3835-nucleotide messenger RNA. It is a transcript of the gene LHFPL7, whose product is annotated as LHFPL tetraspan subfamily member 7. Gene Ontology annotation, cellular component: membrane. The record is from RefSeq and is a predicted model, not a curated record. The transcript has 3 exons. NCBI's taxonomy places the organism in Eukaryota, Metazoa, Chordata, Aves, Gruiformes, Gruidae. Bases 119 to 772 code for a protein of 217 amino acids.